AUGGAUGUUCAUAGAAUUAAACAAGAAAAUGAAUUACGGAUGCAGCCCCCUCCAGGGUUCGCACCAAGGUUCUCUAAUGGCCAAGGAAAUGCACAAGGAACUUCCGCAGGAAUUUGUAAUGACUAUGACAGGUUUCACUCUCGUACUGUGGGGUUGCAAGAAAAUAUCAAUCCGCAAGAUGAAAAGGCUGACAGAUGCAAUAAGAAUGCAAAGGAAGUAGCAGCAGAUGAUGAUGACCUCGGUGAACAAGGACCUGAAACAGAUUCUAGAAUCAUUGAACUUGCCGAUCCAGAGUUUUAUGACUUCGACAGGGAUAGGACCGAAGAAUGUUUAGCAGCUGAUCAGAUAUGGGCCAUUCAUGACGAUUUAGAUGCAAUGCCCAGACUCUAUGCUCUUAUCAGAAAGGUUUAUACACCUUUUGAGGUGAAGAUCAUUUGGUUAGACUUUGUUUCAGAUGACCGAGAUGAGACAGCUUGCGACACUAGUGAGUUGCCUAUUGCUUGUGGGAAAUUUGAACAUGGUGAUACUGAUACCCUUGAAGUUAUAGGUGCAUUUUCUCAUAGGAUUGUUUGCGAGAAAGAUGGUAGAAAUACUUAUAAGAUCUAUCUUAGGAAAGGUGAAAUUUGGGCAUUAUGGAACACCACUUGGAACUCUGACUCGAACAACCACCGGCCGAACGAGUAUGAAUUUGUGGAGGUCCUGUCAGAUUAUACCCAGGAUACGGGGAUUUCAGUUGCCUACCUGGUCAAGAUAAGAGGUUUUGUGUGCUUGUUCAAGCCGGUUACCAUGAACGAUAGCAUGGCUAUAAUCCAGAUACCGUCUGAUGAACUUCUCAGAUUCUCGCAAAUGGUUCCAUCAUUUAGAACGACAGGUAAAGAACGUGAAGAUGUCCCUGAAGGUUAUUUUGAGCUUGAUCCUGCUUCCCUUCCGAGUAUCCUUCACGAAGUUCCAGACAAUGUCGUUGUUGCUGAGCGCAUUCCUACUUCAGUACCUUCUUCGACUACAAAGCCUUGUGAAGAUCCAGAGUCCGAAUUUUAUGUCUUUGGCGUCGACAAAUCUCAUGACAAAUUUCAAACUGAUCAGGUAUGGGCUCUGUAUGACGAGUUGCACAGCUUGCCCAAGUACUAUGCUCGGAUAAACAAGGUUGAAUCAUACCCAAAGUUCAAAGUGCACAUUCAAUGGCUUGAAGCAUGCACCCCACCAAAGGGUGUGAUCCAGUGGCUUGACAAUAAAAUGCCCACAUGCUGUGGAAUUUUUUCUAGUGGUGAGACAAUGGAGUUUUAUGAAACUGCUCGUUUCUCUCAUCUUGCGAAAGGAGCGGUUGCUAGGACGAGAAACAAGUACGAAAUCUAUCCAAGGAAAGGCGAAGUCUGGGCAAUAUUCAGAGAGUUCAGUUCAAAUUGUCUUCUUCUGACCUCCAAACGUGCCAGUAUGAAAUAG
Papaver somniferum (opium poppy) is the source of this 1440-nucleotide messenger RNA. RefSeq lists its product as uncharacterized. The transcript has a single exon. Lineage: Eukaryota; Viridiplantae; Streptophyta; Magnoliopsida; Ranunculales; Papaveraceae. The record is from RefSeq and is a predicted model, not a curated record. Bases 1 to 1440 code for a protein of 479 amino acids.